Molecule: messenger RNA, 1570 nt
Organism: Hydractinia symbiolongicarpus
Lineage: Eukaryota; Metazoa; Cnidaria; Hydrozoa; Anthoathecata; Hydractiniidae
Exons: 10
Coding region: 128-1159 (343 amino acids)
Source: RefSeq, a predicted model, not a curated record
UUUUAGUAAUGUUUUUUAGAAUUGUAAAUAAAAAAGAAAUGAAUGAACCGCCUUAUGCUUAUGUAAAAUCAAUCAUCACAAAUAGCUACGGAGGUAUCGCACACAAAAUUCUAUUACUUUUUCAGAAAUGAAGCCAAAUCAGGGAAUCUACGAGAACUCCACAGGAAGUGAUAAGAGUCGCAUACGGAACCGGCCUGGUGACAGAAAAUCAAAACCAAAACAGCCCAUGCUCCCACCAGCAGCAGUAGCCAAAAAACCACUGCCAUUACUAAACAGACCGCAGUUGCCAUUACCUAUCCCAAAUCCACGCCAAACACCAGUUCAACCUGGUAGGGCUAGCAGUUAUCACCAAAUUCUUGAAGAUAGAAAUAAAAAGAAGAAACUUUCUUCGAAAGAAUUAAAUUGUAUUCCUAAAAAGGAAAUAAAUUACCGAACGAUUGCAAGCAACAACGACACUGUUGAUGAACCAAUUUCAUCUUCAGCUAGACGAGAAGAAUCCCUGUAUACAAAUAUAUCGAGUGAUGAAGACGAAUAUGAUGACAUCACCUCAUUUAUUUAUCAAAAUCAGCAGGAUUUGUUAUCUGCAUCAACAGAUGAAACAAAUGAUGAAACAUAUGAUGAUGUAAUUUCUCUACAUUCUAAGGAAGAACCAAACCAAAAAAAUCCACUUUUAUCAGAACUGAUGGGGAAAUUGCGUACAGGAAACAAAAUACAUUCAUCGAGGACACAAUGUAUUCCAAAUGCUUACGUUUUUGACAUUAGUACCUCUCACACAUCUCCUAAGCCACAGGCGGUUAAUCAGAACGAAUAUGAAAAUAAAGAGCAGAUGCAAGGAAUUUUACCUCAAUUUGAAGUUCUUUGGAACUAUCCUUGGUUCAAAGGUAACGCGACCACUGAAGAAGCAGAAGACAUGUUGUGUCAGCUGGGUGAGGAAGGGGCAUUUCUUGUUGUGGUGCAUAAGACGACUUUCAAAUUUCUACUGCUUGUUUAUCACAGAGGACAGAUCGUACAACUUACCAUAUCAAAAGACACAGAUGAAAACUUUAUCCUAGCUGAUUUUUGUAAUCAGAAGUUCAACUCUAUCCCGGAGCUCAUUUUGUUUCAUCGCAAACACGCCAUUAAAUUGCAUCGCUCGCUCGUUUUGCUGACGUUAACAUAAUUCUGUAAAAGUAUAUGCAGUGCCGAGGAUGAUUGCGUAAAAUUCGAAGCUUCAAUUCCAUGGGAAUACAAGUUUUUUUAUAUAAGAACUUCUAAAUUUCAGCUGACGCUGCACUUAUUUUAAAAACAGGCUGGAAUGUUGCGGCUGUGCUUUGUACUCUUCGGCGAAAUAAAAGUUAUCUUUCGGUAAAAGGACACAUAAAUUGGGCGAAAGUGAUUUUAGAAUACAUACAUAGGUUAAAGAUUUUUUUUAGAACCCUCUUUUGUGGUAAUAUUUCGUUGUUAUGGUGGAUAAAUAAAGAUAGAAAGGAAAAAUAGUGUAUUGAGUCACAUCUUUCCAUGAUGUAACUCACUACACAAUUUUUUUUGGAUAAAUUUGUAAAUUAUGUAAAUUUAUAUAAAAUGUAAAACC